AUGUUAAGCUUCAACCGCUCGAUGUUGGCCUUUGUGGCCCUCCUCUACGCUGUGCUGAUGGUGGCUGUUCCUCUGGCCCAGCCAGUUGUCGGUGAUGACGUUGAGAGUUACGGUACGGUUAUUGGUAUCGAUUUGGGUACCACCUACUCAUGUGUGGGUGUGAUGAAGUCUGGAAGGGUUGAAAUCUUGGCCAAUGACCAAGGUAACAGAAUUACUCCUUCUUACGUGGCCUUUACCGACGAUGGCGAAAGACUUGUUGGUGAUGCUGCUAAGAACCAGGCAGCUUCGAACCCACACAACACUAUCUUUGAUAUCAAAAGAUUGAUCGGAAUGAAAUACACCGAUAAGUCUGUCCAGAAGGACUUGAAGCACUUUCCUUUUGAGGUUCUCAACAAGGAUGGCAAGCCAGUCGUCAAGGCCACUGUUGGUGGCGAGGCCAAAACCUUCACUGCGGAGGAGAUCUCCGGUAUGAUCCUUGGAAAGAUGAAGCAGAUUGCCGAAGACUACCUUGGAAAGAAGGUUACCCAUGCUGUUGUGACUGUUCCAGCUUACUUCAACGAUGCCCAGCGUCAAUCCACUAAGGAUGCUGGUUUGAUUGCAGGUUUGAACGUGUUGCGUAUUGUCAACGAGCCAACCGCCGCUGCCAUUGCCUACGGUCUGGACAAGACCGAUGGUGAGAAGCAGAUUAUUGUUUAUGACUUGGGUGGAGGUACCUUUGAUGUUUCGUUGCUGUCCAUUGAGGGCGGUGUUUUUGAAGUUUUGGCCACUGCUGGUGAUACCCAUUUGGGUGGUGAGGAUUUCGAUUUCAGGGUCGUUCGUCACUUUGUCAAGAUCUUCAAGAAGAAGCACGGUAUCGAUGUCUCCGAGAAUCCAAAGGCUAUUGGUAGAUUGAAGAGAGAAGUUGAGAAGGCCAAGCGUACUCUGUCUUCUCAGAUGUCCACCAGAAUCGAGAUUGACUCGUUUGCUGACGGAAUUGACUUCUCUGAGUCUUUGUCUAGAGCCAAGUUCGAAGAGAUCAACAUUGAACUCUUCAAGAAGACUUUGAAACCAGUUGAACAAGUCUUGAAGGAUGCCGGUGUCAAGGCUGCCGAUGUUGACGAUGUUGUUCUUGUCGGUGGUUCUACCCGUAUUCCAAAGGUUCAAGAACUUCUCGAACAAUACUUCAACGGUAAGAAGGCUUCAAAGGGUAUUAACCCAGAUGAAGCUGUUGCCUAUGGUGCCGCUGUCCAAGCCGGUGUUUUGUCUGGUGAAGAGGGUGUUGAUGACAUCGUCCUGUUGGAUGUUAAUGCUCUGACUUUGGGUAUUGAAACCUCCGGCGGUGUGAUGACCACCUUGAUCAACAGAAAUACUGCCAUUCCAACUAAGAAGUCGCAGAUAUUUUCCACCGCUGCGGACAACCAACCAACUGUGUUGAUCCAAGUGUACGAAGGUGAGAGAGCCUUGGCCAAGGACAACAACUGGCUUGGUAAGUUCGAGCUGACCGGAAUCCCACCAGCUCCAAGGGGUACUCCUCAAAUCGAGGUCACCUUUGUCUUGGAUGCCAAUGGAAUUCUGAAGGUUGCUGCCACUGAUAAGGGAACCGGUAAGUCCAACGAAAUCACCAUCACUAAUGACCGUGGUAGAUUGUCAAAGGAGGAGAUUGACCGUAUGGUGGAGGAAGCUGAGAAGUAUGCUGAGCAAGACGCUGAGUUGAGAGGAAAGAUAGAAUCUAGAAACUCCUUGGAGAACUACGCUCACUCCCUGAAAAAUCAAAUUGGUGACGACUCUGAGACUGGUCUCGGUAGCAAGUUGGACGAGGAUGACAGAGAGACUUUGUCUGAUGCCAUCAAGGAGACUUUGGAGUUUUUGGAAGACAAUUACGACACCGCCACUAAGGACGAGUUUGAAGACCAAAAGGAGAAACUGAGCAAGGUUGCAUACCCAAUCACUGCCAAGUUGUACGGAGCAGGUGGACCAGCCGGUGACGAAGAAGUUGAUGAUGAUGAUUUCGACUACGACUACGAUCACGACGAACUAUGA
This is a messenger RNA of Kuraishia capsulata CBS 1993, 2019 nucleotides long. RefSeq lists its product as uncharacterized. Gene Ontology annotation, molecular function: ATP binding; misfolded protein binding; ATP hydrolysis activity. Gene Ontology annotation, biological process: cellular response to unfolded protein; endoplasmic reticulum unfolded protein response; protein refolding. The record is from RefSeq and is a predicted model, not a curated record. Gene Ontology annotation, cellular component: membrane; endoplasmic reticulum chaperone complex; cytoplasm. Lineage: Eukaryota; Fungi; Ascomycota; Pichiomycetes; Pichiales; Pichiaceae. The coding region runs from base 1 to 2019 and encodes 672 amino acids. The transcript has a single exon.